AUGAAGGAUCGGACUCAGGAGCUGCGGAGUGCGAAAGACAGCGAUGAUGAGGAGGAGGUGGUCCAUGUGGACCGGGACCACUUCAUGGAUGAGUUCUUUGAACAGGUGGAAGAGAUCCGGGGCUGCAUCGAGAAGCUGUCAGAGGAUGUGGAACAAGUGAAAAAACAGCAUAGUGCCAUCCUGGCCGCCCCCAACCCGGAUGAGAAGACCAAACAGGAGCUGGAGGACCUCACUGCAGACAUCAAGAAGACGGCCAACAAGGUUCGAUCCAAGUUGAAAGCGAUCGAGCAAAGCAUUGAACAGGAGGAGGGGCUGAAUCGUUCCUCUGCGGACCUGCGCAUCCGCAAGACCCAGCACUCCACACUCUCCCGAAAGUUCGUGGAGGUAAUGACUGAAUAUAACGCGACUCAGUCCAAGUACCGGGACCGCUGCAAGGACCGGAUCCAGAGGCAGCUGGAGAUCACUGGAAGGACCACGACCAACGAAGAACUGGAAGACAUGCUGGAGAGUGGGAAGUUGGCCAUCUUCACUGACGAUAUCAAAAUGGACUCACAGAUGACAAAGCAGGCGCUGAACGAAAUCGAGACGAGACACAAUGAGAUCAUCAAACUGGAAACCAGCAUCCGCGAGCUGCACGACAUGUUUGUGGACAUGGCCAUGCUCGUGGAGAGCCAGGGCGAAAUGAUUGACCGCAUUGAGUAUAAUGUGGAACAUUCCGUGGACUACGUGGAGCGAGCCGUGUCUGACACCAAGAAAGCUGUGAAAUAUCAGAGCAAGGCCCGGAGGAAGAAAAUCAUGAUCAUCAUUUGCUGUGUGGUGCUGGGGGUGGUCUUGGCGUCAUCCAUUGGGGGGACGCUGGGCUUGUAGGCCCCCCACCCCUGUCCCUCCCAGACCCUUCCCCACCACAUUGGGAGCAAUACCCCCACCACCCCUUCACUCCAUCCCCUGCUCCAGGCUCACCCUCAAGACAGACCCGGGCAGCACCCGCAACCUUUACUGCCCGUCAGACCCUGGAGUCCCUGGACCUCCCCCUGCCAUGGACCACCCCCCGCCCCCGCACGUAGAUAGCAGCAGGCGUGAUUACACGUGCACACCAACAUGCAUGCCGCCGGCACAUGCUCGAGACGUGUGGACACCCAGCGUGUGUGUGUGUGUAUGUGUGUAGAUGUGUGUAGAAGCACCAAAUCGCCCUUUCUGCCCCCCACCUCAAGUCUGUGUGUUGUCUGAGC
Molecule: messenger RNA, 1229 nt
Organism: Kogia breviceps (pygmy sperm whale)
Lineage: Eukaryota; Metazoa; Chordata; Mammalia; Artiodactyla; Physeteridae
Gene: STX1B
Product: syntaxin 1B
Biological process (GO): exocytic insertion of neurotransmitter receptor to postsynaptic membrane; synaptic vesicle fusion to presynaptic active zone membrane; intracellular protein transport
Cellular component (GO): plasma membrane; presynaptic active zone membrane; endomembrane system
Molecular function (GO): SNAP receptor activity; SNARE binding
Source: RefSeq, a predicted model, not a curated record